CUAAUAAAUUUAAAUUUUCUUAAAACAUCGUUUACAAACAGCGCAAAAUGUCCAGUCAAGAGCGUCAAAUUCUCCGCAAGAUGGAUUUCCCGGAUAUGGCACGGGAAGCACUGCCAAUAAUUGAAAAUCUCAUCCACCGCAAUAAUCACGACAUCGCCAUGGAUCUGAUCGGGGAGUUCGUCUUCCGGGAACGGCGGGACGAGCAACGCGGUCAGCAGUAUCAAAAACAACCAAUCGCUCCAAGGCUAUCGUCGGUGGAGGAGUUUCAGCUGGUACUGGUUCUGUGUGAUUUUUUCUCCCGCCCGGGACCAGAUGCAACUCGGAAUGCGAUUUUCUUUUCCCUUUUUGGUGGUUCCAUCGGAAGGAGUAGCGUUCUUAAUAAGCUGAUCAGUACCGCUGUUUCCGGAUCUAUAGCACCGCUAUUAUGUGCAGCAGGAACGUGGAUGCAACAGCUCGGUUGUACCUCUCCUCCGAGUCUGGAACUGGCUCAGUGCAUCGUUAAGGAUUUUGUCAUAUUCUCCAACAAGUCAUCCGAGCAGCUUAAAUCCUUACCGAUGGUUGCGCCUCGUUUUGCGGCCAAUUUCAUGACAGCCGUUACAGAUCUUUACCUCAACGGGGGUAAAGGCCAGCUGGUAGCGCCGCCGGAUCUCCUACUGGACGUCAUUACCGAGUGGGUUGCGGAGAAUCCUGCUUUGUGCCUAGCCUCACAGCAGCCCAUGGCACUUCCCACGGGAGCAAUCGCAAUGCCUGUGGUCACUCCGCUAGCUGGACUAAUUCGUUGGUGUGUUCUUUCUAUGUUGAUUACGAAACAGCAAGAUUUGUACAGCAAACUGCAUCUGGCCGUGUUACAAAGCUUGCUGGAAGCGACUCCCCCUGUUUCUGCGCCCCCGAGCGCAUUGAAUGCUCAGCAUCUGGGACUUAUUAUCAAUUCCCUGCAAGCAGAAAUGGAGUCUCUGUUGAAGAUGGGAAAGUCACUGGACGAACAGUACAUCCACUGCUGCCUGGAACGGUUUGCCCAAGCUGUACAGGUGGGGCUAACUUCACGCUGUAUCUUUGGAAACAUUCCACAACUGGUGUGUCGAUUAGAGACCCUUCCAAGCAAAAACAAGCUGCUGCAGAUUGUUAUCAACGCAAACAAGGCUGUGUAAGUGUA
Messenger RNA from Ochlerotatus camptorhynchus, 1153 nucleotides. Its product is annotated as integrator complex subunit 15. The transcript has 3 exons. The coding region runs from base 48 to 1148 and encodes 366 amino acids. Lineage: Eukaryota; Metazoa; Arthropoda; Insecta; Diptera; Culicidae. The record is from RefSeq and is a predicted model, not a curated record.